This is a messenger RNA of Larimichthys crocea (large yellow croaker), 4744 nucleotides long. It is a transcript of the gene sec24b, whose product is annotated as SEC24 homolog B, COPII coat complex component. Gene Ontology annotation, biological process: endoplasmic reticulum to Golgi vesicle-mediated transport; intracellular protein transport; COPII-coated vesicle cargo loading. Gene Ontology annotation, molecular function: zinc ion binding; SNARE binding. Bases 207 to 3854 code for a protein of 1215 amino acids. The transcript is spliced from 24 exons. Lineage: Eukaryota; Metazoa; Chordata; Actinopteri; Sciaenidae. The record is from RefSeq and is a predicted model, not a curated record. Gene Ontology annotation, cellular component: endoplasmic reticulum exit site; COPII vesicle coat.
GCCAGUUAAGCUCCUCAACAUCCCCGGCUGAGCGCUUCCUCUCUCAGCCUUCAGCCGAGCGGACCUGGCCAGGCUGCCCGGGUCUCCACCGACCACCAGCAGCCGCCUCUCUGCCGCAUUUUCUGGGGGGGGAGGGUGGUUGAAACCAGGCUUGGAGGUGGAAACUGUAUCAGCUCAUGUGUGUUUAAGUUAAACCGGGAGGAGCGAUGUCUUCGCCGGGUUUCACGAACCUGAACAGCUCCGCCGGCUACAGCCAGAACUCGACGCCGAACGGCGGAGCUGCCGCGCCGGCCUGCAGGAACGGUCCAGCACAGACAUACCAAUCCAUGUAUCCCCCUCCUACAGGCUGUUAUGGAGCCCCGCCUCAACAACAGAGCUACCCUACCAUCCCUGCCCACUCCUCCACACCUGCUCCCAACAAAGCACCAAUUACGAACAGUUCCCACAGUGCUAACUACUACCAGAGCAACCAUCAGCAGCAGCAGCAGCACGUCCCUCAGCAUCAUGUAGCACCCUCCCCAUACAGUGCUCCCUCGAGGUCUGUCCCUCCUUCUCAGCCAUACGCCGCCAUCCCUUCUUCAGGACCACCACCACCGCCACCAUCGAAUGCCCAGUACAACCAUCAGCAGCAUCCACUGUAUGCCACUCCAGGAUCCUACUAUGGACAGCAGUCGUACCACGCUCCACCAGCGCAGCAGCAGCAGCAGCAGCAGCAGCCCAGUUUGGUGCCUGCACCAGCUGCUGGCCCCGGAGCUCCCCUCUACCCAAUUGUUUCGUACCCGUCUGCGCCAGGAAGUAGCCAGUACGGCACCCUGAGUUCCACCCAGAACACCUCCGCACCUGGAGUCAUGCCCACCCAGAUGGGUGCACCUCUACAUCAGUACAACACCUUUCAGCCAGCCUCCACUACAGCAGUGCAGCCUGGGUACGGCGUGGCUCCUCCCAGUCAGCUGGUGCCAACGGUUAAUGGUCAAGGAAGCUCAGCUCACCAACACUACGACCAGAGCCACAAGGCUUCUCUGAGCUACGACUCCUACGGCGGGGUCACUCACAGCAGCAGCGGUGGUGACGCAGACCGCCUGUCCUCAGGAACCCCCUCCACUUCAGUCCAUUCCUCGCCGGGUCGCCAACAAGGCAUGCAGUAUGGAUAUGUUGCUAAUAGUGGAGCUAGCUCUGCCUCUGCCACCACCUCAGGCCCAGCCGCAGCCCCCUCGUCAUCCAGCUCUGAUGAUGAUGAGGAUGAGGAGGAGGAGGAGGAGGAGGAGGAGGAUGAGGAAGCAGGUGGUGACACUUCCUCUUCCUCGACUGGCAGUGCCUCUCCGGUGCCCAACAGCUACGAUUCCCUAGAAGGGGGAAACUAUCCAGAUUCAAUGCCGCCCUCCAGUGACAUGACCAACCAGGCUGCGCCCUACGGUAACUAUGGUUACCCCAGCAUGCAGCCAGCCUAUCGACAGGGGCCGGCCGCCUCGCGCACUGACUCUUCACCCUCUCACGACCCGUACAGCCAGUCAGGUUACCAGCAGUACUCCCAGCAGCCUUUCCCAACCAUGUCCCAGCUGUCUGCAGCCCUGGGGGGGCUGAGCGGGGUGCCAGAGCUGGAGGUGGAGGCCCUGAGGCCCGUCAACCUGCUGCAGGAGAGGAAUCUGCUACCACCCAGGCCCCUUGAAGGUCCAGAACCCAACCUCACCCCCGACCUCAAGAAGGUCAACUGUAGCCCACAGACAUUCAGGUGCACCCUGACCAGCAUCCCUCAGACCCAGGCGUUACUCAACAAGGCCAGGCUCCCUCUGGGCCUCCUCCUCCAUCCCUUCAGAGACUUACAGCAGCUACCAGUGAUCACGUCGAACACGAUAGUGCGCUGUCGCUCCUGUCGCACCUACAUCAAUCCGUUUGUCACCUUCCUGGACCAGCGCAGGUGGAAGUGUAACCUCUGUUACCGGGUCAACGAUGUUCCAGAUGAGUUCAUGUACAACCCCGUCACCAGGUCGUACGGCGAGCCCCAUAAGAGACCAGAGGUCCAGAACUCCACCGUGGAGUUCAUCGCCUCCUCAGACUACAUGUUGCGGCCUCCUCAGCCUGCCGCCUACCUGUUUGUCCUCGAUGUUUCUCACAACGCGGUGGAAGCGGGCUACCUGAAGUACUUCUGUGAAUCACUACUGGAGAACCUGGAUAAGUUGCCAGGGGAUACACGAACCAGGGUGGGCUUCCUCACCUUCGACAACACCAUCCACUUCUACAACCUGCAGGAGGGACUGUCCCAGCCGCAGAUGCUGGUGGUGUCAGACAUAGACGACGUCUUCAUACCGUCUCACGACAGUCUGAUGGUGAACCUAAAGGAAAGCAAAGAGCUGGUGAAGGACCUGCUGACGUCGCUGCCAGCCAUGUUCAGCCAGAGCAGAGAGACCCACAGCGCCCUCGGCCCGGCGCUUCAAGCCGCCUUCAAGCUCAUGUCGCCCACCGGGGGCCGCGUCACCGUGUUUCAGACCCAGCUGCCGACGCUGGGUGCCGGUGCGCUGCAGUCGAGGGAAGACCCCAACCAGCGCUCGAGCACGAAGGGAGUCCAGCACCUCGGCCCGGCCACAGACUUCUAUAAGAAACUCGCACUGGACUGUUCGGGUCAACAAAUCGGGGUGGAUCUUUUCCUGCUCAGCUCUCAGUACGCUGACCUCGCCUCGCUAUCGUGUAUCUCCAGAUAUUCAGCGGGCAGCAUCUUUUACUACCCCUCCUUCCAUUACAUCCACAAUCCGGCUCAGUUAGAGAAGUUCCAGAGAGAUCUGGAGCGCUACCUCACCAGGAAGAUCGGCUUCGAGGCCGUCAUGAGAAUACGAUGCACUAAAGGUUUAUCCAUCCAUACGUUCCACGGCAACUUCUUCGUGCGCUCCACCGACCUGCUGUCCCUGGCCAAUGUGAAUCCAGACUCCGCCUUCGCUGUCCAGAUGUCUAUUGAAGACUCUCUGGCAGACUCGUCUCUGGCCUGCUUUCAGGCCGCUCUGCUCUACACCUCCAGUAAAGGAAAACGACGAAUUCGGGUCCAUACCAUGUGUCUGCCGGUGGUCAACCAGCUGAGUGACGUGUAUGCCGGAGCUGAUGUUCAGGCCAUCACGUGUCUGUUAGCCAACAUGGCGAUCGACCGGUCGAUAACGUCCAGCCUGUCGGACGCUCGUGACGCGCUGGUGAACGCGGUGGUGGAUUUGGCGAGCACCUACAAGAGCAACGUGUCGAACCUGCAGCAGUCUGGCCUCGUCUUGCCCGCCGCCAUGAGCCUCUUCCCUGUUUACAUCCUGUCUCUGCUCAAACAGAAAGCCUUGCGGACCGGCACCAGCACCCGGCUCGACGAGCGGGUCUUCGCCAUGUGCGAGUUCAAGACGCAGCCGCUGCAGCAGAUGAUGCGGAUGGUUCAUCCUGACUUGUACCGGCUGGACAACAUGUCUGACCAGGGGGCGCUCCAUCUGAACGACACAGUGGUUCCCCAGCCUCAUCUGCUCCACCUGUCUGCCGAGAGGCUGAGCAGAGAUGGAGCUUUCCUCAUGGACUGCGGCUACGUGUUUUAUCUGUGGAUCGGCAAAUCCUGCAGCGAGAUGUUCAUCCGGGAUGUUCUGGGCUGCCCUAACUACGCUUCGAUACCCCCCAACAUGAGUCACAUUCCCGACCUGGAGACUCUUCUGUCCGAGAGAGUGCGAGCGUUCCUCGACUGGCUGCAGGACAACCGAGCGUUCAGCUCCAUGAUACACGUCGUCAAGGACGACACUUCAGCUAAAGCCACUUUCUUUCAGCACCUGGUGGAGGAUCGGACCGAUUCGGCUUCUUCUUACUACGAGUUCCUGCAGCACGUUCAGCAGCAAAUGUCCAAGUAGGCUCCCAUCACACAGAGACAAACAUCCGGCGGCUCGAAUCCUCAAACCAGGGAGCGAUGAGAGAAAAAAGUGAACUAGCCAACGAUGGACGCCCAUCGCUCCUUCAGACCGAGUUUAGUGAGGUGGGUCGCCUCCCGUUCCUCCUUAUUAAACAUAUCCACCCUCGGAGUUCAUCGGUCAGUCUGGAUUUGACCUUCAGAAACGGGAGGAAGGGGAUAGUCUUAGAAAAUCAAGUCCAGAAAUGAAUAAAAACGAAGAAGGAAGGAACAUGAAUUAUUGAAACGCUCCUCCAGCGUCUCCGCGCUGCCUCGUAACCGCUGUCGAAUCCCCUGUUUAGCUUCUGGUCCAUCGCUGCUGAGAAAAGAAGAAGGGGAACGUCGAGCCAAGAAGAUGCCACUUCAGCACGUCUUAGUUUGUUUUUUCGUGAGCCUCACAUGUAGCUAGUGUUUUGUUUUGUUCAUUUUAUAAUUUAUUCCCCUCCUCACGCCCUCGGUUUUACUUUGAGACUAUUUUUUGAAUACACUGGAGAACAGAAACAUUCCUCGUGUUGUUGUUAUUUUUUGUUUUUGGCAUGUGCUUUGAAAUCCGAAACGCAUGUCAUCGUUUUGUUUGCUGCUAGUCUGAGGACAGACGGCGACUCGUCUGCGUAACAGGAAUAUAACUGGACAGUGUUUGGAUGUCGAACCCCCCCCGCUCCACGUCGGCUCUUCCCGAGAUCAAACUUCGAACACACCCACGCCAUCACUGUCAACAAUCUUCUUCUCAUUUGUUUUAUUUUUUUCCAGGCGCUAACUGAAGUUGCUAUCCACUUUGUAACUAUUGAAAAAAAAAAUAUCUUUUAUGUGCGAUAAUUUAUGAACCAGCUUAUUAAAUAAAAACCAAAAACAGAA